Pyrus x bretschneideri (Chinese white pear) is the source of this 1221-nucleotide messenger RNA. RefSeq names its product NAC transcription factor 32-like. The record is from RefSeq and is a predicted model, not a curated record. Gene Ontology annotation, molecular function: DNA binding. Gene Ontology annotation, biological process: regulation of DNA-templated transcription. The coding region runs from base 1 to 1221 and encodes 406 amino acids. The transcript has a single exon. Lineage: Eukaryota; Viridiplantae; Streptophyta; Magnoliopsida; Rosales; Rosaceae.
AUGGAGAACCAUUCCCUUUUCCCGCCCGGGGUCCGCUUCAAACCCACCGAUCAAGAACUCAUCGGUACCUUUCUCCAUUACUUUUUAUUGAAGACACCGCGGCUACUGCCCCCGCCGCCACACAACACCUUCAUGCACAUGUGCAACCUCUUCGGCAAUAAAUCCCAACCCUCUCAAAUUUGGGAAGCUUUUGGGGGACCAGCAGCACUUCAACUUGCUGCUGCUGAUCAACCCGCCUUGUACUUCUUCUCCGAGCUUAAGAAGAUAACCCCCGAGGGUUCCAAUGUUGAUCGAAAGAUGGGGCUCGGAGGUACUUGGGAAGGCAAGUCGGUGCCCGCUUGGGUUGAAGGGACUGAGGGUAAUUCUACCUGUAUCGGACUAAAGAGAACCUUCUGGUACAAGAAUGAAGGCUCCGAAGACCACGGUGGGUGGAAACUGGAUGAAUACAGUCUCUUUGCAUCUCCGAGGAAGCGCAACAGCCAUACAGGUUACGACUUCGAUUUUGUGCUCUGUCGGUUGAGGAACACGUCUGGCAUUAACAAGAGAAAGUGUUCGACUUCAUCUUCACAGGAUGAUGAAGUGCCAAAGAUGAAGAAGCAGCGUCCUAACGAAGAGAUCGAACAAAACAUGCAUGCGAUCAAUGUUGAGGAGGAAGGACGACAAGGCAAUUAUUCUUGUCUAACUAGUAAUUCUGUGGUUUCUUAUCAAGAGAACAAUGAAUUUGCGGUCGGUGAUUAUGUUGAUUAUGGUUAUGAUGAUAAUGAUCUGAGAUUGACCAUCACUGUUGCCGAAUUAGACAAAAUAUUGGCUAAAGAGCCGACCGAUGGAUCAGUAGAAGCGCUUUUUCUAACAGCUUCUGCCUCAGAGGAAUUGUUAUUGGGUAAAGAAAGACAAGAAGUGCCACUGUCGGUUUCUUCCACUGUUGUCGUUGCCCAUGGAGAAGUGGAAGAUGAAGCAUUGAAUCCAAAUAUGUUAGAGGAGUUAAUUCCUGAAACCCGAGAACUGCCUUUACCAGCAUCAUCUGGGACUGCUGAAGAUGGAACCGUUGAAGAGAAAGCUUGGGAUCCAAGUUUAUUAGAGCAAUAUUGGCUGGCUGAAACGCAAGAAGAGGAACCUCUGAAUCCAAGUUUCUACAGGGAUUUUAUGUUUGCCGAUGGAGGAGUAGAGGAAGCUUAUCAUCCAAGUGCCUUCGACAAUGUGGUCGACCAAUCAUUAUUCUGA